AUGUUGCGGUUACUCGGAAAGUGCCUGAUAUUGAGCUUGUUAUUCGUCAUCCAUUUCAUACCAUUGCCUAUGAGCUUAUACACACAUGAAACCCUUGUGGUUUUACGUCUCAUGAAAGGGACCAUUGACGAUGUUCCUUCGACAACUUGUUUCCGGUCCCUCAAGACUUUGUCUCUUCUAGAUGUGUUCUUCACAAGCGAUAAAACCGUUGAGAGGCUUUUGUCUUGUUUCCCUAUUCUUGAAACAUUGGUUGUGGACCGAUGGGGGGGCGAAAAUGUGAAGACUUUCGCAAUUUGUGUGCCAUCGUUGCAGAGCUUAAAGAUCCGCUACAGAGUAGGGGGUUAUCACGAUCCAAAAAAUGAUCAUGGAUUUGUCAUCAAUGCUCCUUCUUUAAAGUAUUUAGAUAUUGUUGAUCAUUUUGGGGGGUUUUAUUCUUUAGGGAAUAUGCCCGAGCAAUUGGAUGCAGAAAUCCACGUUAGACAUUGUGAUUCUGAGACGCUUCUAGGAUAUCUUACCUCGUCUAAAAAACUUUCCUUAUGUUUAAAACCACAAAUGGGUUCAUAUCCGGAAGGCGACUUUGAUCAGCUUGUGUCUCUUGACCUAUGUGUUAUGUGCUCCUUAGAUUGGUUGAAUCUUAUCCUAAGCCGUUCACCUAAACUCCGAGCUCUCAGACUCUACCAAUCAAGAGAGAGAGGCGGGAGCUGCCGGAAUUCUAGAAAUGUCCGUACCAAGUGGGAGCAACCGAGUUCUGUUCCUGAAUGCUUACUUGUGAGUCUCAAAACUGUUGAGUGGAUUUUGUACAAAGGGACACAAGAAGAGAAGGAUGUGGUAAAGUAUUUGUUAGAGAAUGGAAACUUCAUAAAAACUAUGAGUAUUGGAUUCUCAUCAGUAAUCACGUUGGAAGAGAGAAACAAAAUACAGUUGGAGUUUGAGUCUAUGCCAAGGAGUUCUAGAAGAUGUCAGCUUUCAUUCACUUAAGUUUUUUGGCAUCUCAAAGCUAUAAGAUUUUUAAUGUUUUGAUUUAUUUGAACAUGUUUUUUUUUUCCUCUUUAAGUCUUCAAACUUCUUUCUUCUGAUUUGUCUCAAAGCUUGUAGUUUUACUCCAAAUUAGUGACUAUACAUUGAGAGCCAAGAUUUGAGCAGCAUUAGUGUUACUGUUUGAUACUUUUGUGAAUUCGUUUUUUUCUCAUCACAAUUUCCCAAUCUUAUGAUCA
Molecule: messenger RNA, 1214 nt
Organism: Arabidopsis lyrata subsp. lyrata
Lineage: Eukaryota; Viridiplantae; Streptophyta; Magnoliopsida; Brassicales; Brassicaceae
Product: putative FBD-associated F-box protein At5g56430
Source: RefSeq, a predicted model, not a curated record